Ciona intestinalis (vase tunicate) is the source of this 1099-nucleotide messenger RNA. Lineage: Eukaryota; Metazoa; Chordata; Ascidiacea; Phlebobranchia; Cionidae. The record is from RefSeq and is a predicted model, not a curated record.
CUUGUGGUAUAUUAAUGCGAUUAAACUCAUUCUCGUUGGGAAAAUAAGUUAACUACGUGGUAAUAUCGCAAUACUAUAAUUUUUAGUUUGUAACGUUUUGGGGAUAAAUAUUAUCUGAAAAAUUUAGAGUCAGCUGGUUUCCCGCGGUUUAUCUGACUGUAUAUCAACAGUUAAUUCUUUAUGUAGUGUGUAUAAUUCCGAUUGCCGAACUAACCUUUGUUGAGAUUUCUGACGUGAAACUUUCUCAGUUUUUCGGGGCACAGAAGAGAUUUCUUCCUCAGGAACUGUCCAGUGUCUCAGUUUCACAGUAAAUUGGUCGACAUGGAACACUCGGAAAUGGAAUUUAUCGCUGAAAAACAAAAAGUUAAAAUUGUGCCAAAUUUUUCAAUGAGUAAAAUAUAUUUUAUAUCUGGUGAAGUGGGGCCAUUUCAACCAGGUUUGCCAACAGAAGUCCCAUUCUGGCUAGCAAUAUCUUUAAGACAACGACAAAAAUGUGUAAUUCACCCACCUGACUGGCUGACAAUAGAGCGUUUAGAAGAAAUUAAAGAAGCCGAAACAACUACAGAACUUUUCACUCCUCUUCCAAACACUCAUUUUCGGGAAAUGUGUCAGUUACUUCUUACACAUGCUAAACCUAACAUACAGAAUGCAGACGCUGUCCGAACUUUAGUUAAAGACAUUUGGGACAUACGGGCUGCAAAAUUAAGAAGCAGUAGUGAUAAAUUUAUUCGGGUUCAAGCAGGCCACGCCCGAAUCGAUAAUUUAACUCUAAUGGAGAUAAAUAUAGCCCGUCCAUUUUUGUUAGCAUCAUUGGACCACUUACACACAUUAAGAACAUCAAAGUUACAUGUUGAAAGAAUUGUUCCAACACAAUAAACUGUGACCCAGCAAAACUGAUGCUUAGAUAUUUUGGGUGAAAAACUACAAUUAGUAUUUUACUUGAUAAUUACUCAUUUUCCUUUUCAUACAUCUACUGGGUUUCUGUUAAAAAACUAUCUAUAGUCUGUGUAUUAGAAGUAUUAAAAACUGAUACUUAAUUUUUUUUAGUGAAAAACUAGGAUUAGUAAUUCACUUAAUAAUUAAACUGUUUGCUGACUUA